Phascolarctos cinereus (koala) is the source of this 555-nucleotide messenger RNA. RefSeq names its product interleukin 9 (gene IL9). Lineage: Eukaryota; Metazoa; Chordata; Mammalia; Diprotodontia; Phascolarctidae. The record is from RefSeq and is a predicted model, not a curated record. Gene Ontology annotation, molecular function: interleukin-9 receptor binding; cytokine activity.
AUGAUCGAAAGGGAAUUUAUAGAAGACACGAUUUAAGAGGAGAGCCUGCAGACUUAGUUAAACAUUGAAGAAUCAAAGAUGUUCUUCCACGGGCUUUACCUUUCCAUCUUGCUUUUGUCAGUGAGUGGAACCCCUGCUCAAGUCCAGAACCAAAUGAGGUUACAUAGAAACUCAAGUACAAGUGGGAACUUCUGCUCAAGUCCGGAACCAACUGAGGUUACACAAAAUCUCAUUGAGCGUUUGGAGAAAGAGACUGCUGCAACAUGCAAUUGCAGUGCCAAUGUGACUGACUGUUUAUGUCUUCCUGUAUCUUCUCAGAACAGCUGUAGCACAUCGUGCUUUCAGUAUGGGCUGACAAAGAUGUCUGACACAUUGAAACCAAGUUAUAGUCGAACCAUCUUUAGAGUGCAGAGUUAUGUCGGGCAGCUAAGGCGCCUCAAAUGCAAACCUUUUUCAUGUUACCAGCCAUGCAAUGAGACCUUCACUGCUAACACAAUGGAGUUUCUGAAGGCUCUCCAGGAAAACUUCCAGAAAGUACCUAUUUCUAACAACUAA